Molecule: messenger RNA, 562 nt
Organism: Chrysochloris asiatica (Cape golden mole)
Lineage: Eukaryota; Metazoa; Chordata; Mammalia; Afrosoricida; Chrysochloridae
Product: membrane-associated transporter protein-like
Exons: 2
Cellular component (GO): membrane
Molecular function (GO): sucrose:proton symporter activity
Source: RefSeq, a predicted model, not a curated record
AUGGGGGACGAUAGUGGCCAGGCUGACCUUCACAUCUAUAAAUCCUUAGCUGAGGAUGGCUGUCAUGACUUCAUGAAGCCACCUAAAAGGACCACGGGCAGACUGGUCAUGCACAGCAUGGCCAUGUUUGGCCGGGAGUUUUGCUAUGCAGUGGAGGCAGCUUAUGUGACUCCAGUCCUGCUCAGUGUGGGCCUUCCCAAGAGUCUCUACAGCAUGGUGUGGCUCCUCAGCCCCAUCCUGGGGUUCCUGCUGCAGCCAGUGGUCGGGUCAGUCAGUGACCACUGCCAGUCCAGGUGGGGCCGGCGGAGACCCUACAUCCUGACCCUGACCAUCCUGAUGCUCUUGGGCAUGGCUCUGUACCUCAACGGGGAUGCUGUUACAUCAGUUUUGAUUGCCAACCCAAAGCAGAAGCUGAUCUGGGCCAUAAGCAUAACCAUGGUGGGCGUGGUUUUCUUUGAUUUUGCUGCUGACUUCAUCGAUGGGCCCAUCAAAGCCUAUUUAUUUGAUGUCUGCUCCCAUCAGGACAAGGAGCGGGGUCUCCACUACCAUGCCCUCUUCACAG